UGCAUGAGUUUUUCUAUAAAGUGUAAGAGAAUAAAAAAAACGUGUUCUAUACGGAGUAUUGAGAAAAUACUGAAACAAAUGUACGCGUUUUUGUAAAGUGAAGCUCUUCUAAUUCUAAAUCCUCAAGCUGGAACUCCGUGUAUAUAUAGCUAGCUGCUGAAUUCAUGAAACAUUCUUAAUAUAUAUUUUCAUUAAUUAACAAUAAUAUAUUGGUGAUUAAGAAAUUAAUACGGUCGGGAUUUAGAUUAAUCGGCAAAAAUGGGGUACCAAAACGUCAUCGUAAUGAGGCAUGGACACCGUCUUGAUACCGUCGACAAGAGCUGGACUAGCGACAACAAGAACAACCGUCCCUGGGACCCGCCGAUAUGCGUCACUGAGGAACCAAACUUGUUUUCCGAUGCGGCGGAGAGUAUCCAGGAUGGUGUUGGAGCCCCGAUCGACCGCGUUAUUGUCUCCCCUUUCCUCCGCUGUCUACAGACUGCUUCAAACACCGUCGAAGCCCUCUUGAAAUUGUACAACGAUCCCGACGUAGAGAUUAAGGUUUCUUAGCUUCUCCCUAAUAAUUUCACAUAAUUUGGUCAAAGAGCUCGUUUUAUCUUCGAGAAAAGUUUUCUCUCGUUCGAAAUACUUUCUUGAUGAAGACAGGGCUCAUGCGUCUCUGACUAUUUUAUUUUCCUAACGUCUUUUGCAGGGACGGGCGUAUGUAGUACAAGUAUUAUAUUGAAAUAAUCAGAAAAAAUUAGGUCAAAAUUACAAGCCUCCAUUUGAGUUACUUUCGCGUAGAUUUUUUUGAUGAAAUUUUGUAAACAUGUAUUUCAUGAUGAAGUGUAGAUUAUGUCCACCGAAUUUCAGUUUAAUUUUCAAUCAGAAAGUAAAUUAAAUAAACUAUGAAAAACAUUGCAUAUUUUAUAUAUAUUUUGGUUCAGUGUUUUUUAAUAAUUUAUUUAACUGACUUGCCGAUUUAAUUUUAAACUGAAAUUUGGCGUAAAUAAUCUACACAGAACAUUGUCACAAAAUUUUAUCAAAAAAUCCACCCGAAAGCACCUCAAACAUAGGCAUCUGGACGAAGAAUCUCGUCAGUUAUUUUUGACAGGAUCAUUCCUGAAGAAAUAAUUACAUAUAUAUGAUUGAAAAUAUGACAAAAUUGUUUUACUCCUCAAAUAGAUCUGAUUAAUUCUAUCAAGAAUAAUUUGAUUAAAACUUGCCAAAAUAGUAGUGAAUAAGUCCUAUUUUGAGAAUAAAACAAUACGGAGUAUAAUAACCCUAUUUAUGAACUUUAUUUUUUUUAGUCAUAUUUUAAGGAUUUUUUUAUUGGUCUCCUAUGACUAAAUCCUGGUUCCGCCUAGGAUCUUUUGCAAGUUCAUCCGGCCACAUUUUAUCAACGGAGUAUAUUAUUUGGUUACUUUCAGCUCACACUGUAUAGUAAAACCUAACUGUGAUCGAAAAUUAAACCUUAUAUAAGAAUCGAACCAUUAACUAUCUUUAAUUAAUUUCCUUCUUUAGUUAAUUCAUAUAUCACACUUUGUAUAUGCGUCUCAUCAGGUUUGUAUUGAGUUUGGAUUAGCAGAAGUUAUGAACGACAAAGUCAUAAAAACGCCGCCUCGCGAUGAAGAUUUUGGAUUUGAUAUCUCAGAGUGUGAAGUUGACUUCCCAUCACAAACCGUAUACCUAGAUCCCGAGACUUAUGAACAAGUUUAUCAGCAGCUGCCAGGGUGGGGAGAAGCGAGAGAAGCUGCAUAUGGUAGGUAUAGGAACGUUGUACGCGCCCUUGCCGAUAAAUAUCCUAGUGAGAACCUGCUUAUUGUCACGCAUGCUCUAGGAGUAGAAAGUUUGACAUCUCAACACAAGGAGACACCAGCGGGGAAAGUUGCAUGGGUGGAAGUUGGUGGGUAUGCACACUUAAGGAGGUCACGUGGCAAAAACAAUGAUGACUUCGAACUCCCAAAUCUAUUUCGUGUUGAUUUUCGGCACAAGCCGCAGGCCACACGAAGGGAGUUACAUAGUGUGCCACAUUUUGAGGCACAAAAUGAGACAAGUAGUAGGGGUUGCUGCUUCCAAGUGUGUGUAUCAAUAUUAUCUAAGUUUGGUCUGGUCGUGUCUAUCCUUGCUUGGAUUGCUUUGGCCGGUUCAAUUUUGUACUGGUCCGGUGUACUUGAUAAAUAUCUGGUCUGGGCUCGUCAUUUCGGAUCUAAUCUCAUCUCAUGAUCAAUCUCAUUUGGUAUAUCACUCAAAUAAGUUUAAGUGAUCGAAAAAGUUUGAGGUGAUCCGACUUUGAUUAAUCCGGGCUAACAAAGUUGAGUUCAACAUAACACGUCUUGUAUUUUAUGUAUUCUUCACAUUACUUGUGUCGUUGUAUGUUUGAGUAAUUAAAACAUUUUUCUAAUUGUCAUUUUGCAAUCGUCAAGAAAAUUGUGUUAAUUUUAUAUAAGGGAAAACUGUCAAAUAGGUCCUCGAACUUUCACAAAAAAGUCAAUUAAGUCCUUCUAUAGGAGACUUUGCCUGGUCGUCGC
Cuscuta epithymum is the source of this 2510-nucleotide messenger RNA. NCBI's taxonomy places the organism in Eukaryota, Viridiplantae, Streptophyta, Magnoliopsida, Solanales, Convolvulaceae. The record is from the annotation of a GenBank genome assembly.